Molecule: messenger RNA, 4278 nt
Organism: Lingula anatina
Lineage: Eukaryota; Metazoa; Brachiopoda; Lingulata; Lingulida; Lingulidae
Product: GTP-binding protein Di-Ras2
Biological process (GO): signal transduction
Cellular component (GO): membrane
Molecular function (GO): GTP binding; GTPase activity
Source: RefSeq, a predicted model, not a curated record
GUAAUCUAGUGAGACUCCCCACGGGGAUAGAUCGAUCUAAAAUGUAUGGGAAUACGCCCUAAGAGAGACAGAUACUGAAACAUUACUUAAACAGAAAUAUGUUGGUAGAAACGAAUGUGCUCUGGUGUAAUAGUGCCUCUCUGUGGUUUCUUAACAACGGACUUUAUCAAUUAAGUAUUCCACUUAAACUAUUUGACAAAUACCGACACCCAACUGCGGAAUGCUAGUUUAGUUGAGAGGAAAUUGUUGGUAUCAUAGAAAUAUUUUAUUCAUGGCAGAUAUUAAGUUUCAGUGGAUUAAAUCAUCUGAUUUCUGUGUCCAGGGUGUAGGUUCUAUAUCUCAAAUGACUUUGUCAAAUCUGACGUAUUGCCUAGCUUAUAUUAGAAAAGUAGCCUAACUAACAAACCUGAGCGUCAUUACUAGCAUGCUGUUGAUGAGUCACUAGUAAGGACGGGUGAUUUUUGCAGUAUAGACCAGAACUCAGAGAUUGCUAUGGAUUAAGCCAUAUAAUGUCAUUUGCCAGGGUAUCAGGCUUAUAUCUUGUUCCUAGAUGUCAAAUAUGAAAGAUUGGCUGCUUUAUUAUAUAUGAGCGACUGACAAAUUGGACGUCUGUAUAAAGGUAUUGGAUUUCUGCGAUGAGCCACAGAUUACGAGUUACAGCGAGUGUAACAGUGUCAUAUAAGCCAGGUCCACUACAUCGAGAGAAGCCACCUCGCCUGUGAUAAAGUCGCCCCCGAUGGACAUAUAUGCAGAGAUCUGGCAGCGUGAGAACUCUUCUGAGACUCAAUAUCGGUUGACGUGAGACAGCGCAGCUGAGUGAUUUUACUCCGCACAUAAAUGAGCCAUUCUCCAUAAGGUGGAUAUUGAAAUACAGCCAUCGAGUUAUUUCACAAGCGAUUGGCUACUUAAAGAGAUUGAUGCAUGGGCAAAUAACCAGAUGGUAGAUUCGAUCUUUCUCUCUCUUUCUCUGUCUCUCUGUGGUAUCCUAUUGGAGCACGUUACCGCGCUGCGCGCGGUGCAUUGACAUGUAGAAAUAUACAGAAACGUAGGGAGCCCUAGUAAGGAGUGGAUCAUUUAGAAGUUUUUUCCCCAUAAUACGUUCUGUAUGCAUGCCAAUAACAUGGGUACCACCGAGGAAAAUUACAUUUCCUGCAUUGCACAUUAAGAUUUCAUAGGAAUUGCAUCACGAUGGGCGCCAGUGGAUACCUUAAUUAAGUGCAUACUAAUUUGCAGUCAAGAAAACAAUACACGACUGGACUAGAAAUAGACAGCGAUCAGUUGGUUAAAGCAGUAAUCAUCCCUAUUGUGACUGUGGUAUACUUUACGCCAUCAUUGUUCUUCGUUGCCAUAGAAAGAAACACUCGCUCAUUAUGGCAGCGUCUGGACGAGCAGGACGUUCACAUUCGAAGGCUACUCCCAAUUUUGCUUCCCCCGGAGUGCAGGGGGACGUCUGGCAACACAAAGAUAAGAGUGACCCGGAUACAUCCCUCCGUCUUCGAGUAAUGCCGGAACAAAGCAAUGACUACCGUGUGGCCGUCUUCGGCGCAGGCGGCGUGGGCAAGAGCUCCUUAGUCCUACGAUUCGUACGGGGUACAUUCCGGGAGAGUUACAUUCCAACUAUUGAGGACACAUACCGCGAAGUGAUCAGUUGCAAUAAGCAAGUCUGUACAUUACAGAUUACAGAUACAACGGGCAGCCAUCAAUUCCCGGCCAUGCAGAGACUUAAUAUUAACAAGGGACACGCUUUUAUAUUGGUCUUCUCAAUAACGAGUAGGCAAAGCCUGGAAGAACUUAAACCGAUUUACAACGAAAUCAGGGAAAUUAAAGGAGAUCUUGAAAACGUCCCAAUAAUGCUAGUUGGCAACAAAUGUGAUGAGUCUUACAGAGAGCUACCUCAGGCAGAGGGGCAGACUCUCGCUAGGGCCUGGAAUUGCCAUUACAUGGAGACAUCUGCCAAAACGAACCACAACGUGAAAGAACUGUUCCAGGAGUUGCUUCAAAUGGAGACCAGGCGAGCAAUGAGCCUCACGCCGCUCGACACAAAGAAAACAAAAUCACAGAAACGAAAGGAAAAACUGAAGGGGAAAUGUACGAUAAUGUGAUAAGCGGUUGUGUGAUAGCUGUGACUUAGAUAAUGCAGAUUCGAACUGUUUUUGUGAGCUGUGGAGCCACGAAGCGGACAGAGUGCCGUUUCGAACGACCAAACGAAAAUGGUGUGAAUUUGCAUCAAUAUUUGGUGCUGAUAGAAAAUGGAACAUGUCCCGAUUGUCAUCAAUGAUUUUCAGAUCGGUCUAUACAAAGAAAUCCAUCCAUUUUUAGGCACCACAGACUCUGAGCACCCCUUUUUUUCCUUUUUGUAUUAUGGUCAGCCACCAUCGAUCAUCGCCGUAUAAUUUGUAGCAUUCCCAGGCUUAGGGUUUUCCUAUAACCGAAGGCCUCUUGGCAAUAAGUACGUCAUGCUCAGUCCUAUUUUGUAGCACUCCAAUUCAGUUAUCGAUCGCCGGUUACCCAAAGCUGGUUGGUUUUGUUAACGUUCCCAAGGUCGCUCUUCAAAACCGUGGGCUGCAUGCACAUGUGCGUUAAGCUGCAUACCAUCCAACGCUCGUGGGAAAAAUUUUAGAGGGAAUGAAACACUUAUACAAUUAGAAGUAUAAAAUACAGGUUUUUAUGUAGUUUUUUUACAACUGUGCACAUUUCAUACAGCGAUCUUUAAAUUAUUUCCAGUUAGGUUUCCUUUGUAAAUCCGUUUCCAUAUUAUUCACAAACCAACGUCGAAAUUCUUUUUCAUGGUAGGCAUAUACUCAACUUCAUCGUGCCUAUUACCAAAGUUGAAUAUACAUAAUAUGUAGCUUAUAAUGUAGAUACACGUAACAUCACUAAGGCAGUUACAGAAAAACAUAAAACAUGUCUAUUUCGAACACACAUCUUUUAAAUGCAAAGGGCAGAAGUCUAAAACAGCGGUAAAACAAGCUCCUUGAAAAUCCCUAUAAAAGAGAGGCUAGUAUCAUUUGUACAUAUCAAUGAUUUAUAAAAAACUGUUGCUCGUCAUAUACCGAAUCAACGAGAUCAAAUUUCUCUCUGAAUUUAAUUGACAUUGAUGUGACUCGAAGUCUAUACAUCAAACUCCUACGUGAAUCUCUUUAUUCGGGGAAAGCCUCGGAUUACGAGGGUAUCGCAAGCAACGAGCGAGCAAAAACCUCAAAUCAAUGCGACAGCUUGUCUUACCACGGGCAAUGUGAACAAGCUGCAAUAAGCUUGAUUGUAGUAUUUGCUUUGAACAUACUCCUUUUGCUUAUGGCUAUGAUAAAACAAAGGAAUUUUUGUGUUAUUAAUGAUAAAACAGGUAUUUGCGUGUCUGUGUGUGCAGAAAAGGAGGUAUAUUUACAGGUCGACAUUGCUUGAGAAAGCCAAUAGAUAACUAUAUACGGUCUAUUUUUAAAUAUUGAAAUACGAUGUUUUGUUAUCUAGACAGUUAUAACUAAAUGUUGUUCACAGUGUAGACACUGGAUUAUUAAAAGCGGUUCUUGUUAAAUAAUUUCACAUGUAAUCCACUACAAAUGUUGGAUGUAGGACAUUUAAUCACAAUAUCUUGACGUUAUUGCUAUGGUUUCAACAUUAACAUUGGAUUGCAAAAAGUGCAAUUAAUCAAGAUAUUUAAUUUGUCGCCAAGUGCAGGUCGCUUGGGCCUUAAAAUACAAAUAAGCAUAAUGUUAUUGUAAGGAGUAAAUGUUAAUACAUAUUAUGUGCUGUGUAUGUAUGUAUGUAUGUGGAAGUCACAGUCGUCUUUGUAAUCUGUCCCACAUGAUUUAACUCCAAACGUAUUACAGCAGAGAUAAUUGCUACAAAAACUGAAAAUGCCAUCUAAGAGAUGGAUGGGUUUAAAGCCGUUUUAAGCUAGGCCAGAUUAUCUAUGCACCGAUUCUACUAUUAUCAUAUGACUAUAUUCUAAUAGUAACAUAUUUGAUGUAUCAUUCAAUAGCGAUUGAGUUAUAUGCUUGUCUUAUAUAAAGAAACUGAAAUCGCGUGUAACAAAGUUUUUUCCCCGAAAACCCUUAGUUCAAGUGUUACUGUCAGCCUUAUUGUCGUGUAAAGAUUGUUUUGAAAACUACCAGAAAUCAAUUAAGUAAAAAAAGAACGAUAUUAUUAUUGUCAUGUCUUAAAUGCCAAACCAUUUCCUAUUUUCAUUGUAGUAUGUUUUUAAGCACGAAUCUGAAAUGCCGUGCAUUUUUUCUUUGUUUUGCGUUAUCCAUGUUGUAUUUUUUGUCAAAAAUUAUCGUA